Molecule: messenger RNA, 1083 nt
Organism: Acanthoscelides obtectus
Lineage: Eukaryota; Metazoa; Arthropoda; Insecta; Coleoptera; Chrysomelidae
Source: the annotation of a GenBank genome assembly
AUGUCCACAGAAAACCUCAUUGAGCUCGUUGAGAUACAUCCUUCCAUUUGGAACAAAAGUUGUGAGCAGUACAAAGACAGAUACGAAAAAGAAAAGGCUUGGAUCGAGAUCGCCCGAAGGAUCUUCCAAGAUUGGGAUACACUUGGGAAGAAAGAGAGGAAUAAAAAAUGUAAGUUGAAGGUACCAAAUAAUUAUAAAGUGGAUGCGUUGAAGAAGAAAUGGAAGAACAUCAAGGAUUCAUUAAGAAAAUAUUUAGAUACAAGAAGCGGGGAUGCUGCAAAAAAAAAGAAAUAUGUACACCUUGAGGCCCUGAGUUUCCUCUGCUGAAAAAAGAAGCACAACGGGCAAUUUCGACUCGGACACUUCAGAGGAAGAGGGCCACAACGAAUCUGACAUAGCCACAACUUCAGCGUUAUCACUAUCAGAAUCCCACACCCAGAAAACUCAUCAACUCCAAAACAACAUUCUUUUAGAAAGCCUAGUCGACCUGCCAAGAUGACUCCUUUUCAAGAAUCCCUUAUAAAAAAUCUCAGUCAGGCAUCAUCAUCGAUUACCCAAGCCAGAGUUGACGAAGAUGCAGAUCGUUUGUACCUACUUUCUUUACUUCCGGAUUACAAAGCGUUAUCUCCGCGGCAAAAGUGGGCAUUCCGUGAACACGUAGGAUACUUUUUCCGUCAAACUUUCGUACCUCCUACAUCUACGCCUCCUCUGUCAUUCCAAAACUACCGAACCACUUCAACACAUUGUCCUCAAUACUCCUAUCAAGAACAUAGUUCACUACCUUUCUCUCACAACAUAACCCAACUUCAGAAACCCCCACAGCCACCGCAAACCUAUCAAACAUCAUCUUGUAACAUAGCACAAGAAUCCACUCAAGUCACAUUCUCUCCCAGUUCGUUUUCCCAAUCACAGUAACGAUAUUACUAUAUUAAGUUGUAUUAUCAAGUAUUUUGUUCACUUUUGAUUUUUUUACAAAUAAACUCGAGUUAUGAUUAUUAUUGAUUAUUUGAGUGUAAUUUAAAACAUUAUUUAUAUAAUAUUUAAAAUAAAUAAGAAGUUAUAUAUAUGUUUGGUUACCUGAGU